This is a messenger RNA of Sorghum bicolor (sorghum), 1035 nucleotides long. Its product is annotated as PLAT domain-containing protein 1. The record is from RefSeq and is a predicted model, not a curated record. Lineage: Eukaryota; Viridiplantae; Streptophyta; Magnoliopsida; Poales; Poaceae. Gene Ontology annotation, molecular function: protein binding. The transcript has 2 exons. The coding region runs from base 99 to 743 and encodes 214 amino acids.
AAUUCCCCACCAGAGCCGCCCACAGUUUUGGCAGCGUCCAGCCGUCCAUUCACAUCGAAGCAUAGCAGCCAAGGCGGAUUCCGCGCUCCGGGGCCGCCAUGAAGCUGAAGCUCCUCUCCCCCUUCCUUCUCCUCGCCUUCCUCGCCGCCGCGGCGUACGCGGCGCCGGCGUCGCGCGAGGCGGCGGCGGCCGCCGUCACGACCACGCUGCAGUCGGCGUCGUCGGACCCGGAGAACCAGUGCGUGUACACGGUGUACGUGCGGACGGGUUCCAUCUGGAAGGGCGGCACGGACUCGACGAUCGGCGUGACGCUGCUGGGCGCGGACGGCACGGGGAUCCGGAUCCGGGACCUGGUGGCGUGGGGCGGGCUCAUGGGGUCCGGCCACGACUACUACGAGCGCGGCAACCUGGACAUCUUCAGCGGCCGCGGGCCCUGCAUGAGCCAGCGCCCCUGCGCCAUGAACCUCACCUCCGACGGCUCCGGCGCGCACCACGGCUGGUACUGCAACUACCUCGAGGUGACGGUGACCGGGCCACACCUGGGCUGCGCGCAGACGCUCUUCACCGUCGAGCAGUGGCUCGCCACCGACGCGUCGCCGUACCGCCUGUACGCCGUCGUCGACGAGUGCGAGAGCGAGACGACGACGAAGCGGCGGCAGCGGCAGGAGACGGAGACACAGACACGCUCGCCGGCCGGCGAGGCCGAGGCUGAUGAGGCCACCGUGUCCGUGACGGCGCUCUGAUCCUGCCUGUGUGACCCAUGCCCCCCCUAAUUAUGUGAUCGAUGGAUCCCCAUCGGGAUUACGUUCGUCUUGUGGAGACGCUGUGUGAUCGCGCGAUUGAUUUCGCCGCCUUGUUUUUGUGCGACGAGGUUCUGGUGCGUAGUACGUACGGGGAGAAUAAAAGCAGCGUUUUCUUUCUUUCUUCAAGCUUGCAUUUCUGUUGGCUGUUGCUGCUGUCCAAACCUUCAAGCUCUAUCACUCUAUCCUUUGACUCAGCUGGUAGGGUGUGGUAAAGUUUGGUUAUGUGUCUGCA